Molecule: messenger RNA, 651 nt
Organism: Penicillium lagena
Lineage: Eukaryota; Fungi; Ascomycota; Eurotiomycetes; Eurotiales; Aspergillaceae
Product: mitochondrial 54S ribosomal protein bL19m
Exons: 2
Coding region: 1-651 (216 amino acids)
Biological process (GO): translation
Cellular component (GO): ribosome; mitochondrial large ribosomal subunit
Molecular function (GO): structural constituent of ribosome
Source: RefSeq, a predicted model, not a curated record
AUGGCCGCUCCACUCGUGCGGCAGUUGAGCUGCCUCAGAUUGACGCCUUCAAUCCAUCAGUCUGCCAGCCGUCGGUGCAUCUCAACGAUCUACUCCGCGAGGCGCGAACCCACUUCCCUCCCGUCGAACAUCCCCGAGCAGUUCCUGUCGCAGUUACCAUCGCGCCUGAAGAAGGAGUCCGAAGGCCCCAAGAAAAUCAAAAUCUACCCUCCUCCGCCAUCAUCCCGUGCUGCAUGCAAAGAUCCUGUGGCCAAGUUCACCGAGACACAAUUGUCGGUCCUCGACCCCAAGGGCGAACGGAAGGCCCUAUUCGACUACCGCCGGAACCCGCGCAGUGUUAAGCCUGGUGAUAUCCUGCGGGUAACAUUCAAGAAUGGUGACCCGUUCAAUGGCGUCUGUCUGAGCAUCCGGUUGCGUGGCAUUGACACCUCGUUCUUGUUGCGGAACGAGCUCAUGCGUGUUCCGGUCGAGAUGUCUAUCAAGGCUUUCAGCCCCAAUGUGAAGAGUGUGGAGAUUGUCCAGCGAUCACAGAUCAAGCGCAGAAGGGCGCGCUUGUUCCAUAUGAGAGACCGCAAGCACGACCGCCGCAGUGUCGAGAAUCUCGUGGACAGUUACAUCAAGCAAAAGAGGGCAUUUAUGGGCAAGCGGUGA